CAUUAUUAUGUUUCGUGCAAAGUCUCCAGUAUCAGUUCGCAGUUUGCCAGUUUCCUGUCGACCCUUAAUGUGAUUAGUUUACCUGCCACGUACUUACUUAAGAUAGUGAUUGUUCGAAUUCACGUUUUCUGCAGCCAAUUUCAUAAAUUAGUUUCGCCGAUAGUUGGAAAUAAAAGAUAUACAGACAGGCAAUGAUGAGUCGCUGGGCAAAUAAAACCGCAAUCGUUAUCGGCGCUGGAUCCGAUCUUGGCCAAGCAAUUACAUUCGCUCUUUUGAAAAAUGGAAUACACGUGUAUUACGCUAUAGUUUCGAAGGAAGAACAAGAAAAAAUUAAAGCGGAAUACGAAAAGAUGGAUAAAAAAGAUACACUUACGGGUAAAUUAUUAGAACCUAAACAUGAUGACCUAAACAUAAAGGAUAUCGAAGAAAUAUUCGAGAUGGAUGUAAAUAUUUUGAUCAAUAAUAUCGAUGCUGAUGUUGAUUUUCAUUUUUCGAUACAUCUUAAAUUUAUGAAUGAAGUGAUAAACUCUAUGCGCAGGCGACAAGUAGAAGGGCACAUUUUCAAUAUCAACAGUAUUCACGGUCAUUUCCUUCCGACACUUCCUAAUUCAUAUUUGAAUGAAAGAGAUGUAUUUCUUUUUAAUGAGUGGGUCGUUUCUAAGCAUACAAGUGUCACUUUAACUCAUAUGAUACGACGUCAAGUAGUGGACGUUAAACCUCCUAUUCGAGUUACGAGCAUUAGUCCAAGUUGUCUGAAAAUGAAUAUAACGGAUAUAACUUUGAAUGAGUCUAAUAAUGAAUUAAGUUUAAUGCCAGAGGAUGUAGCAGAUGCGAUCAUUUAUGCUCUUAGACUAAAACCAACAGUUCAGAUUACGGAGCUUAUUAUUCAAUCUGCCGGAAUGCAUCCAUGAAAAAUAUUUUUUGCAAUAUGUCCACCUCUCUUAGCAUUUCACAUAAUAUAGUAUAAAGAGAUUUUUAUUUAAAAUAAGAUUCUAUAGAGAUUUUUAUUUAAAAUAAGAUUCUAUUUGUAUUGCUUUGUAUUUCUUUGCAUGAAUAUAAAAUUUUGUAUGUAAUGUGGGUGCG
Molecule: messenger RNA, 1083 nt
Organism: Camponotus floridanus (Florida carpenter ant)
Lineage: Eukaryota; Metazoa; Arthropoda; Insecta; Hymenoptera; Formicidae
Product: farnesol dehydrogenase
Exons: 6
Coding region: 192-911 (239 amino acids)
Source: RefSeq, a predicted model, not a curated record